UUUAUUUAAAUAAAAUAACAAGAUAAAUUCAAUCAUUUUUUAUCAAUAUUAAAAUGUUAUCAAAUUAUCGCGGUUGUAAAAUGUUCAUGGAUGUUUCGAUAGCUAACGACAAUACGAUUUUUCGUGGAGAAGAAUAUAACACAUAGUUUCGCGGUAAUUUAGAAGUUAAUAAAGAAUUUAUUAUUUUUUCACAUAUCAAUCAUAUCACUUGACAUUUCACGGUUUAUAGAGAACAACAACAAUUUGUUUCUCAUUCAGUGAAUCAUUAUUCAUUACUAGUAACUUGUUGUAAAUGUUGUUUUAAUAUUGGUUUAUUAGUUUCACAAGUUUUAAGACAAGCGGAGUAUAUUUUAUUGUUGUUUUAGGUGAAAAUAAGUAUUAAACAUGAAUGUGGUGAAUAAGAAUAAAAGAGGCACUCAUCGAAAAACCACGGAGAAUGAUUUUCAAAUAAAAAGAUUUGGCCAAUAUACCGUAUCACGUUCAAAAACAUUGACAACUAGUACGAAUCAUCUAUCAUCAAAUUUAAAUAUCGAUAACAGCGUAGUUUAUUCUCGUUCGAUGAGUAGGUCUGAUUUAAUGACGCCUGGUAGAUAUCUCGGAGUAGCUGAUAGUAAAUCAUCUACAGAAACUUCGGAUAUUGAAUGUACUCAGUCGUCGUCGUCAGCGUCUAGACGAAUAACCCAAAGCGAUAGUUUUGACAUUCCUAAGACUGCGGCCGAUCACAACGUUGGUUACGUACCAAAAUACGACAUUAGUCGAAAACUUAAAGAUUUUAUUAUCAACAGCACUCCCCGUCAACUUAUUAAACCUAACUCGUUUGAAAUGACACCAGCCUGCAGUGUUUCAGCGGUUUCAUCUGUAGUGCGAAACAAAUCUCAUAACCCAUCACUUGCAAAAAAAACUGACAGUAAAAGUGAAAUGACUAACAAUGUUGUAUUAGUUUUAACUGAAGGUAGAGGUUCCGCUCAAGGUGAAAUCGGAUUAGCAGCAAUUGAUUUAAAAAGACCAGUAUUGAUAUUAUGCCAAAUUAGUGAUACUCAAACAUAUAUGAAUACAAUAAAUAAAAUAAAUAUUCUAAAUCCCGCAGAGAUUUUAGUCCCAAAUACAUUUAUGGAUCAGAUACAAGGUACAUUGUUGUACAAUACCAUUAAAAGUAAUUUUCCAUUAAGUGCUAUACUUACUGCCUCUCGAAAACAUUUUUCUGAAAAUGAAGGUAAACUAUACCUAAGAAAUAGUAUUAUACCAGAAUGUACUUCUACAUUAGAACAGGUGUUGCCAAAAUUUUACGCGGUUUCUGCUGCUGCAGCAUUAUUAAAACAUAUUGAGUUUAAUCAUAAUGUGAUGUUUUCUUCAAAUACACUGCAAAUAGAGUAUGAAGGAGUUGAAAAAUCAAUGUUUAUUGGUAAACAAUAAAAUAAAUAA
Messenger RNA from Rhopalosiphum padi (bird cherry-oat aphid), 1422 nucleotides. Its product is annotated as mutS protein homolog 4-like. Lineage: Eukaryota; Metazoa; Arthropoda; Insecta; Hemiptera; Aphididae. The transcript has 7 exons. The coding region runs from base 385 to 1413 and encodes 342 amino acids. Gene Ontology annotation, molecular function: mismatched DNA binding; ATP binding. The record is from RefSeq and is a predicted model, not a curated record. Gene Ontology annotation, biological process: mismatch repair.